Neoarius graeffei (lesser salmon catfish) is the source of this 2253-nucleotide messenger RNA. RefSeq names its product C9orf72-SMCR8 complex subunit (gene c9orf72). Gene Ontology annotation, biological process: autophagy; endocytosis. Gene Ontology annotation, cellular component: autophagosome; endosome. Gene Ontology annotation, molecular function: guanyl-nucleotide exchange factor activity. The record is from RefSeq and is a predicted model, not a curated record. NCBI's taxonomy places the organism in Eukaryota, Metazoa, Chordata, Actinopteri, Siluriformes, Ariidae. The coding region runs from base 167 to 1555 and encodes 462 amino acids. The transcript is spliced from 10 exons.
CGAAAGAAGAAGAAGAACAGGCAGGAAGGAAGGAAGAAAGAUAGUUGUGCUGCUUUCAUUUUGUCCGAGUAUUUAAUAACGGGUGGCUGAAUAAAACACCAAUAAAAAAAGAGUUAAUGAUCUGCUUGAAAAAUCCCUGGGAGAGAAUCUGAGUGCGUAAGGCGCCAUGUCUACUGGUUGCCCACCACAGUCUCCAGCCGUGGCUAAAACAGAGGUGGUUGUGGAAGGAUGGUGCCCCCUAUUGGCAGCCACCUUUGCCUACUGGGACAACAUCCUGGGACCCCGUGUAUGGCACAUCUGGGCCCCCAAAGGCCAGGGGUCGAUGUUACUCAGUGACAGCGAGGUGACUUUCCUGGCAAAUCACACGCUGAAUGGUGAGAUUCUGCGCAGUGCAGAAAGCGGUGCCGUGGACGUCAAGUUCUUCGUCUUGGCAGAGAAAGGCGUGAUCAUCGUGUCACUGAUAUUUGAUGGCGAGUUGAAGGGUGACAAGAACACGUGCGCACUGUCCGUCAUUCUACCCCAAACAGAACUGGAUUUUUACCUUCCGCUGCACAGCAUGUGUGUGGAAAGACUCAAGCACACUGUUCGUAAGGGACGCAUCUAUAUGCAGAAGGGUUAUGGCAUUAUAGCUUUGUUAACAUCUGAGAUUAUUCCUGUCAUGGAGCUUCUCUCGUCCAUGAAAACUCAUAGCGUAGCAGAGGAAGUUGAUCUCAAAGACACAUUACUGAAUGAUGAUGAUAUAGGUGACAGCUGUCAUGAGGACUUUCUGCACAAAGCCAUCAGCUCUCACCUACAGACUUGUGGCUGCUCCGUUGUUGUUGGCAGUAACCCAGACAAAGUCAAUAAGAUUGUGCUGACGCUAUGUCUGUUCCUCACUCCCGCUGAGAGGAAGUGUUCACGACUGUGCCGAGCUGACGGCACUUUCAAAUACGACACUGGCCUGUUCGUUCAGGGCCUGCUCAAGGACUCCACAGGGAGUGUUGUGUUGCCUUACCGACAGGUCCUGUCUUCCCCCUAUCCAUCUACUCACAUUGACGUGGACAUUAACACAGUGAAGCAGAUGCCUCCUUGCCAUGAACACACAUACCAUCAACGCCGCUACAUGCGUGCCGAACUCAGCGCCCUCUGGAAGACUACCAGUGAGGAGGAAAUCAGCCCUGACCACCUCAUCAACAUACAAGAAUCCUUUACACCUGACCUGAACAUAUUUCAGGAUGUCAUGCACAAAGAUGCACUGGUAAAGUCUUUCAUAGAUGAGGUUUUCCUCUUGAAACCAGGUCUAAACCUUCGGGGUGUAUACUUGUCACAUUUCCUCCUGCUGCUGCACAGGAAGGCUCUGACGCUGCUCAGAUAUAUUGAGGAUGAGACUCAGAAGGGGAAGAAGCCUUUCCGGUCGCUGCGUAAUCUGAAGACUGACCUGGACUUGACUAUAGAAGGAGACCUGAACGUCAUCAUGGCAAUGGCAGAGAAGCUGCGACCAGGCCUUCACUCGUUUGUGUUUGGGAAGCCCUUCUUCACCAGCGUACAGGAGCGUGAUAUUCUAAUGAACUUCUGACCUUGCACCUUAAAACACUCAAGAUCAUUAAUCCACAAGAUGACUGAUAACGUAUUCAUGUUCCUAAAGUAUGGUUGUGCAUAAAGUAUGUAUACGUGCACUGAUUCACUCUGGAGCUUGCUUGAACCUUUAUUUGUAUAACAAAAGGUGUAAUUGGAUUUGUGUGUGUUUAAUUUGUUUUGCCUUUAAAUACUGAGAACCUGUCAGCAUAAUGCCAUGCAGGCCCUUAUUUAUGUUCAUCAUUAAUUAAUUUUAACUAUGAAGAUUGUUAUGCUGCUACCGAGUACCUCUGAUGGCACAGCCUCACGCCGAUGUUUCUUUGUUUCUUCUGUAGACAGUAAAUCAGUCUUUGCUUAUUCUGAGGGCCAAGUGUUAUCAUGGAGACAUGAGAAUUGAGAGAUCAUGUAAAAUGAGAUGCAGCUCAUUGGAUAUGCUGAUACAGUUUGUACAUGAAAGACUUUUAAAGCAAGCAGACUUGAGCUAAGGUGUUGAUUGAUAUUGUCACAGGACUACUGUCUGUAAAUAAAUCUGAAGGUGAAUUAACUAACGUGGUUGUACUGAAAUUCAAUAGUUUUUGCUGUUUGUUUUUGUUUUUUUUUAUUUGGACAAUGUCUGUCUUUAGAAAAGCACUGUAUGUGAGAUAGUUAAUGUUUUAAAAUGUAAAUAAAGAUAUAGCUCAGAUGGUGGAGUAUUCUCUU